AUGGUGUCCUCGACAUCGCCUAACUCGCGUCCUGCUGUUCCAGGCGAACCGCCAGAAGAGCCAGAGCCAGACAUGUUGGUCAGGCUACCCUCGAAUUCUGAACCUCCAACCAUUAUGACGGGAGAAUCCCGGGAUACUGGCGGCUUGAAUAAUACAGGCACCAUCCGAUCACGAUCCAAUGUUGCUGCUAACGGUACUUCAGGAGGAAGAACGGAUAGUGAACCCGUUUUCAAGGGUAAACCUCGACUGAUCAAACGCGAUCGACCCAAUUAUCAAAGCAGAAGUCGAGUGCAAGUUCGCAGCCAAGACUGGUCGGCUCAGUUGUGGAAAUUUAUAUCGCGUUUGUUGAGCUGCCAACGCCGUUCUGGUGUUCAUGUUUUAUUCUCCAAUCGAGCUAUUGUCGGAUACCGCAAGGAUGUUCGAACACCUUGCUUUCAGAUUCGAGUCUACGAAACGGGUACUCGUCAUCCUGUCGUACAGGCAAGCUGUACCAUGUACGUGGUGACACAGAAAUCUCCUGUGCCCAUGCCGUUGCGCAUUAUCGUGCCGGCCGAGGAUAUUGGAUCUCUGCUCUUCCUCAGUUUGCCCAGCGAGGUGGUGCAUGCCAUUGAUGCCGAUAGUGCUCUGACACCAGACCCGAGAGUUGUCCCUGCCAUGGACAAACCACAAGGGCCAGUCAAUACCAAAAGUACCUUGGAGGAAGAAGAAGACAUGUAUUGUCCUGUAUGUGGAGAACCAUUCGAGACAAUCAACAACAUGAUUCAGCAUGGCAAAUACCAAGACAUGGUAGAAUCACAUGAAGAUUUCCCGUAUGUUGGCAGCCACCAAGAGGUUGAUUGGGACGAAUGGGAGAAAACCAUGACCGAAUCUCGCUCUUGGAGUCUUCCUCAAUUGAAGCAGUACUUUGAAGCCAACAUUUCAGAAGUUAUCUGCAUCGUUGAAGGUAUUGAUCCAGUAACGAGAGGUACCUUCCAUGCCGUGCAGUCUUAUCAGCUGGAAGAUAUUUAUUUUGGAGAGGGGUUGUUUGCCGAUUGUGUAUACGUCACGGGGCCACAAAACAGAGAUCUGGCUGUUGACAUGAGCUGCUUCCAUCAUAUUGAUGAAUUGUCCGAACGGGAUCAAGAAGUUGUCUUUGAAAAGUUUAGUAACGAUGGUGACGACAAUGAUCCAGGGCCGCCUACAAAAAAGCUCUUUACAGGGCACUCCGAUCGUGGUAGCGUUGGACCCAGUAAGCAAGAAAGUGGAAUACUAGCGCAGCGAGCGACAGUGUCCCGCCCCAUUCUCGUCGAUGAACCGACUGACCGCGCAGUGGAGGUCGUGCAAGCAGAGCCUACCAAUCCCGAGGAAGCACCUUCACAGGCAGCUCCAAUACAAUCAGAAGAUUCUCCCGAUGCCGCCAAACCCGAGGAAGCACAAUCGCAAGCAGCUGAAUUGCAAACUGGUGAUUCUCCCGAGGAAGAAGCAGCUCAAUCGCAAACAGCUGAUUCACCCGAGGCCGCCAAACACGAGGAAGCACCUUCCCAAGCAGCUCAAUCCCAAACAGGUGACUCUCCCGAGGCCCCAGACAAGGAAUCAAGUUCCCAGACAGAACCCUCACUAGCACCUACUACCCCGGAGCCGACAAGCGAGGAAAGAUCUUCCCAGACCGAUCCCAGUCAGCUUCCCCCAGAGCCUGUAGAUGAAGAGGACAGCGGCCCUCAGCCAUGGUGGAAGCAACCGCUGGUGGAUGGAUGGGUCAGCUAUUCGGGGCGUUUCACUGCUCCGUUGACAGCCGUGCUGGAGGAACCAGUCAAGGAGACAACCGAGGUGCCUACAGCCACUCCCGAUCCACCUGCUGUUGAGACAACCACUACACAAGCCCCUGCUUCGGAGGCAAGCAGCAUUGAUCCAGGGUCUGAGACACCUGAAUUGGAGACAGCAGUUACCGAUUCCGCUACUCAAACCAAUACAUCCUCCAUCCAAAGACUGGUCGUCAAAGAUGUUGCCACGCAAACUAUGUUUCAGAAAGAAGCUUCGACGCAAACUACAUUCAGCGAACCAAAAAUUAUCUUCUCGUCGACGAGUAGCGAAGACCAUAUUGCUCUUCCAACUAUAUCACAACCGGUCAUCACCACCAAAUCGACGCCAACAACGACAACAUCAAGGAAAGCCACGCAGGCCAAGAAGAAAUCUACACUGCCCACACCGAGGCCCCAGGGGCGGGUGUUUCCAAGGAGUUCAUCAGUCCCAAUCAUUGAUUCAUCCGGCCUACCAAGCAAGAGUUCUACAGCAGCUAUAACUCCUGCGGAGAAAAAACUGCAGCUUCGGGUUGCGCGCCAAUUGAAACAAGGCGAAGCACCAACGAGUGGAAAACAAGCACCUCCUCCGUUGUUAACAUUGGAGGCUGACGUUGCAAAGCAGCUCUCGCGAAAAUCCAGGAGGAGAGCGUCGGCCCCCGUCGUUGUUGUUAAGGACGGGUCAUCAGGACCCGCUCGCCGAAGUUCAGCACCGAUACAGCUGACUCCACCACGGCAGGGCCGACAAUCUGCGUUCAGGCCCAUAUCGCAGGAUGAGGAGCCCAGACCUGCGUCCCCACCACCUCCACCGCGCCUGAAGAAAGUGAGGAGGGACAAAGAACACCCCGACUGGAAAAUACACGAAAGUCACGAUCGCAAAACAUGUCAUCUGUCGAGCCGUUGA
Messenger RNA from Seminavis robusta, 2679 nucleotides. Lineage: Eukaryota; Bacillariophyta; Bacillariophyceae; Naviculales; Naviculaceae. The record is from the annotation of a GenBank genome assembly.